AUGUAUAAAGCGCAAAUCCCACAGCAUGUUGCCCUACAGACAAAUGUGGUGGUUGGUGUCUGCUUCUUUUCACUCACGACCCGUGUGCAAAUGUUAACACAGCUUAAAGUGACACCGCUAUCGUGUCUGUUUACUGCUGGCCACUAUCGUAAAUCAGACUCCAGAGUCCAGCUACAGUACAUGCGGGAGCUGGGACUUUUUCUACGGUGCUCCUACAGUAACAAGCUCGUACGUAAACGUGGUGGGUCUCAGAACAUGGAGCAAAUCAAUGAAUAUAUCUGCAGGUACAAAAACUACAAUUUCGCAACUGGUUUAACGACUGCAGAGUACAUAGACUCACUACAGAAUUUUCAAAUAAGGGACAGUGACAUAUUCCUUGUCACUUAUCCAAAGUCAGGCACAAUAUGGACUCAGCAGAUCAUCAUCUCCAUCUGUGAGGUGAGUGGGGGUCUGAAUGAAUAUCCCAACAACUUGGAGCAGAUGCCGUGGCUGGAGUACACGGAGGGUCGCCCAGACUACACUUUACGUCCUUCUCCAAGACUUUUCGCCUCUCACCUCAGCACGGCUCUCAUGCCUCCAGGGCUGAAGGACAAGAAGGCAAAGAUCAUCUAUGUGAUGCGUAACCCUAAGGACAACGCUGUCUCUUAUUACCACUUCAGCAAAACCUUUUCAGGCCUGGAGCUUCCGAAGAGCUUUGAGGCCUUUUUGGAGCAGUACCUGAGUGGCAAUGUUGCAGGAUCUUCCUGGUUCGAUCACGUCAAGGACUGGCAUUCAAAGAAAGACCAGUACAACAUCCUCUUCCUGACAUAUGAGGACAUGAUCUUGGACCUGAAGGCAGCUGUAACCAAGAUCUGCGGCUUCUUGGGGAAGAACCUCAGUGAAGAAGCCAUUGAGCAAGUCGUAGAAAAAUGCACCUUCAAGACAAUGAAGAAAGAUCCAAAAGCCAACUACAAGUUUCUGCCACAAGAGAAGAUGAGUGGCGAUUUCAUGCGUAAAGGUCAGAUUGGUGACUGGAAGAACAUGCUCUCUGCUGCUCAGAGUGAGAGAGUUGAUCAAAUACUGCAGCAGAAACUUGGUGACCUAUCACUGAAGCUCAUCUGGGAAUAAUUAAAUAAAUAAAAUAAAUUGUUUUCUGAAUGAAUUUUAUUAC
This is a messenger RNA of Betta splendens (Siamese fighting fish), 1150 nucleotides long. RefSeq names its product amine sulfotransferase-like. Lineage: Eukaryota; Metazoa; Chordata; Actinopteri; Anabantiformes; Osphronemidae. Gene Ontology annotation, biological process: sulfation. The record is from RefSeq and is a predicted model, not a curated record. The coding region runs from base 1 to 1107 and encodes 368 amino acids. The transcript has 6 exons. Gene Ontology annotation, molecular function: sulfotransferase activity. Gene Ontology annotation, cellular component: cytoplasm.